Messenger RNA from Heteronotia binoei (common prickly gecko), 724 nucleotides. Its product is annotated as interferon-induced GTP-binding protein Mx1-like. The transcript is spliced from 3 exons. The record is from RefSeq and is a predicted model, not a curated record. NCBI's taxonomy places the organism in Eukaryota, Metazoa, Chordata, Lepidosauria, Squamata, Gekkonidae. The coding region runs from base 1 to 453 and encodes 150 amino acids. Gene Ontology annotation, molecular function: GTP binding; GTPase activity.
AUGGGAAAGCAGCCAGCAGAGAAUAGUAUUGAAAAUCUAAAAGUGAAGCAAGAAGAGGAAGCAGAAUCUAUGAUCAGCACUCAGUUUAAACUGGAGCAGGUUGUAUACUGCCAAGAUGGCAUUUAUAGUGAAGAUUUAAAGACUGUUAGAACAAAAAGUGUCAGUGUUUCAGCUUCUACUGCUGCAAAACAGUGUUCCAUGGAAGAGGUGAUGUACCACAGUUCUAGAAACCGCCUUGGUAGCCAAAUUCCUCUGAUCAUUCAGGGCUAUAUUUUCCAAGACUAUGCUGAAAAGCUACAGAGUGCAAUGUUACAUCUCUUGCAACAAAUGAAAGAUCAGUUCAGCAAUUUCCUUAGUGAGCAAAAUGAAGCUGGCAAUAGGAGGAAGGCCCUAAAGGAAUGGAUCAGUCGUCUCACCAAAGCUCAAGAGCACUUAGCAAAAUUCUCCGUUUGAACAAAAGGCAUUUCUGUGUUGCUCCCUUCUGUCAUUCCAUAGUGGUGUUUGAGUAAAUACUUUGAAAAUACAAAAAUAGGCACAUUAAUUUAGUAAACGUUAGAUUUCAAGAAUGUAUUUAAAGCCACAUUUAUGUCUGACAAAGAGGAGGAGACUGUUGGCCACUUACCAUUUCCUCCCCUCCAUACAAUCCAUUUCUUCCAGGUAGAGUAUCCAGAUAGAACCUUGGUGUACUCUCCUGAGGCAGGGCCCCAGGUGGUCUAUCUGUGAU